CGCGUGUGUUCCAAGUGUACAGCAUCAGAAGGAGGAAUGAGCGUAACCUGGAUUUCCCAAAAUACCCCUGAGUGACAUGACAUUUUUCCAAUUCUACCCCUGGUUUACUACAUCCCUAUUUAAACCCGAAAGCCCCUUCGGUUCACAAUUACCACCAACUGCACUCUCUCUCCCUCCCACCACCUUCUCGCAUACGCAGUCACAAUCACAUGGGCCUCAACUCGAACCGAGUCGAUCACUAUUCGGGUUCGGGUCAUGCAAAUCAAGGGCUCACAUCAACUGCUCCGGCGACGAUAACAGUUCCCGGAGAAACAAUGAGGUCGCUGGAGUUGCACAAUGUUUGUUUGCCGCCACAAAAAACCACCUUACAGAAACUCAGGCAUCGGUUAUCGGAGGUCUUCUUCCCCGAUGAUCCACUCCAUGGAUUCAAAAACCAAUCGCGUUUUCGAAAACUGAUUCUCGCUCUUCAAUACUUCUUUCCGAUCUUCGAAUGGGCGCCGAAUUACAAUCUUACACUCCUCCGUUCCGACGUAGUUUCCGGUCUUACCAUUGCUAGCCUCGCGAUCCCUCAGGGGAUUAGCUAUGCGAAACUUGCGAACUUGCCUCCAAUAAUCGGGCUAUACUCAAGCUUUGUGCCACCGUUGAUCUACUCUGUGCUUGGGAGUUCAAAGCAUCUAGCGGUGGGGCCAGUGUCAAUAGCGUCACUUGUGAUGGGAACGAUGUUAAACGAAGCAGUUCCAUACAACAAAGAUCCAGUUCUUUACCUUAAGUUGGCUUUCACUGCUACUUUCUUUGCUGGUGUCUUUCAAGCAACUUUAGGUCUUCUCAGGUUAGGGUUUGUUAUCGAUUUCUUAUCGAAAGCGACCCUUGUUGGUUUCAUGGCUGGGGCAGCUGUUAUUGUAUCUUUACAACAACUGAAAGGGCUGCUUGGGAUUGUUCAUUUCACUACCAAAAUGCAAAUAAUUCCCGUUUUAACCUCUGUCGUUCAACACAGAAAUGAAUGGUCUUGGCAAACCAUUGUUAUGGGGUUUUGCUUCUUGGGCUUUUUACUUGCCACGAGACAUAUUGGAUUACGAAAACCGAAGCUGUUCUGGAUAUCAGCUGCAGCACCAUUGGCGUCGGUGAUUCUGUCGACUCUUUUGGUCACUCUAUUCAGAUCAAAACUCCAUGGGAUUGCAACUAUCGGUCACUUGGAAAAGGGAUUAAAUCCACCAUCAUCAAACAUGUUGUAUUUUCACGGCGAGUUUCUCGGAGUCGCCAUCAAAACAGGGAUCAUCACCGGAAUACUAUCUCUAACCGAAGGAAUUGCGGUGGGAAGAACAUUUGCCUCUUUGAAUGACUACCAGGUGGAUGGAAAUAAAGAGAUGCUCGCCAUUGGGGUGAUGAACAUGGCUGGUUCUUGCACAUCUUGCUAUGUCACCACGGGAUCGUUUUCCCGAUCUGCUGUGAACGCGAACGCGGGUGCUAAAUCUGUAGUCUCCAACAUCAUCAUGGCAUCAACGGUUUUGAUUACGCUCUUGUUCUUGAUGCCUCUGUUUCACUACACACCUAACCUAAUACUCGCUGCAAUCAUCAUAACCGCUGUGAUUGGACUAAUGGAUUACCAAAGCACAAUCCGACUAUGGAAAGUGGACAAACUUGAUUUCGUGGCUUGUUUGUGUUCGUUUUUUGGUGUGCUCUUCAUUUCGGUUCCAAUUGGUCUUGCAAUUGCGGUUGGGGUUUCGGUGUUUAAGAUUUUGUUGCAUGUGACAAGACCGAAUACAGGUGUUUUGGGGAAUAUUCCGGGGACUCAGAUAUACCAGAAUGUGAAUAGGUGGAUAAGAGAAGAAGAGGAGUUGUUAGCAGCUAAUAAUGGGCCUUCUUUGAAAUGUGUUAUUAUCGAUAUGACUGCUGUGACAGCUAUUGAUACAAGUGGUUUGGGAAUGGUGAAGGAGUUGAAGAAGAUGUUAGAGAAGCGAUCACUUCAGUUGGUGUUGGCGAAUCCUGGAGGGAGUGUGAUGGAGAAGCUACACCAAUCAGAGAUAUUGGAGUCGUUUGGGUUGGAAGGAGUGUACCUAAGUGUUGAUGAAGCUGUGGCAGAUAUAUCAUCAGCAUGGAAAGCUGAAGCUUAAGAAGUUGGCAUGCAUGCAUGGGGUUUCUUGUAUUUUAGUUUGCAGGGUAGGAGUCAGGAGAAGAGACAGGGUACUAAGACUUACUACUGCUUAAUGCUAAAGCGGUAUGUAUGUGCUUAGUAUGUAUGUAAGAGUCACAAGCUAUAAGCUGUUUUCGUAUCAAAAAAAAUUAUAUUAGUCUUUUGCUUAUUUCCAUAAUCCAUAUAACUAUCACAAGGAAGGAAAUUUUAAUUUUUAAAGAAUUUAUAAAAAGAAGCAU
Molecule: messenger RNA, 2370 nt
Organism: Lactuca saligna
Lineage: Eukaryota; Viridiplantae; Streptophyta; Magnoliopsida; Asterales; Asteraceae
Source: the annotation of a GenBank genome assembly